CCCGGAUGAGACGGACAGCUGGCACUCAGAGAGGGGCUGAGGGGUCCGACGCGGAGGAGGAGCACCGACACGAGGAGCACCGACAGACCGGCUCGGUGGGGACCGAGGAGAGAAGAGGAAAAGCAAAGCACACGGCGGACCCUGAGAGCCUCGUCCUCCACUGCCCGGUGGACAUCUGUCCCUCGUGUCGACCACAUGCUCCGUCACGAGAGAUAACUCACCAAACCGGCAGAAACCUCGUUCUCCGGGGCCCAAGCCGCCCUCUGGACCCUCUCCGGGAGAUCAGAGCGACACAAUCACAGGUCCUUCUCUUCUCUCCGAUAAGGGUCAGACAUAUUUCAGGGGCCUGAAACUCGAGACCCAGCCAGCUCCCUCUGGAGGGUCCCAGAGGAGCUUUUAAGGGAACGUGUACUUGGAGGAUAAGAUCGCUGUGGUGACGGAGGGGAUGGGGAACAAGAACGCCAUCUCGCCGCAAGGUCCCGCCACUGGGACCACGCAGAGAGAGGAAGGGGCGUGCAUCCACAGUGCCUCAGGAAGUGUCUCCAGAGAUGGACCCCCGGGCCCCAGCCCAGAGCUGCUGGCCUCCCUGCAGUCCCUCAGGGAAAACAGUGACUACUCAAUGCUGCCACACUCCCUGCACCAGAUCGCGGAGGCCUACUCGCUCAAAGAGGACUACCAGUGGGCCAUCCAGUUCCUGCAGCUGGAGAAGCUCUACCACGAACGCCUGCUCUCCAACCUCGCCGCCCUGCAGGAGAACUGGGAGAGCCAGUGGAGAGAGAGGAAGAGCGACGGAAGCGUUUCGCCAGCCGAGACGGACGGCAUCGGUCAGAAACACAUCGAGACGCUGAGCCAGAUCUGCAGGACACACCUCCGACCAUCCAUCAACGUGGAGCAGAGCACAAUGAAUUCAACACUGAAAGACAUUCAGGGCGAGGGAGAGAUGCUACAACCCUGUCGCGAUGAAGUUAACAAGACUGAAACAACACACCAGGAUGAAGAACAACAGCAAAGCGUGGACCCCGAGCUUCCCGCAGCACAGACAAGCCAUCAGGAGGGAAGUGAGGAGGAGGAGGAGGAAGAAGAAGAAGAGAUGUGUGAGGAAGGACAGGAAGUAGAAGAGGAGGAGGAGCCGUGCGAGGAGACGCCAGAGGAGGAGGUGAAGGUAGAGUGGCCCUCAGGAGUCCCCCAGGCUUCAGACAAGGACCUGGACCAGCUGUCCCACACAGAGGGGAGCUCCUCCCCCGACGCUCUGGUCUCCAUUCUGAAGAGGAGGAGAGCGUCGCUGGAUGGAUUGCCUCCGCCGAGCGACACCGCCACGAAACAGAGCUCCAAGCGCAAAGUUCGCUUCAGUGAGCCGGAGGAAGGCGUUGAGCAAGAUGAGACGGGCGGAGACUCCUGCCUGAUCCUGCUGCUGCUGUGCCUGGUUACCGUGGUGAUCAGCAUCGGCGGCACGGCCCUCUUCUGCACGCUGGUGGACACUUACUCCAACAUUUGCACCGACUUCACUCACAACGUCGACUUCUACGUCACCAACGCGCGGAGGCUCCUGGAAGGGCUCGCCCGCUGGCUGCCCCUCCGGACGUAGGACCCCGUUUCAUCUGCAUCUCCGGAUCCGGAUGUUUUUAGGAACAAGAGAGCGUCGCCAUAUCCAGCCGGACUGGCGUGGGGUCCACAUUUUAACCUCUAGCACAGCACAACAAAUACGAUUCAUUUUAUUUUGAAAACCCCUGACCCAAAGAAACCUUUAAUGACCCUGUCACCGAAGAGGGGAGUCUCACCUCAAGACGAGAGGCUCCUCUUAACAUUCCUCUCAUCACCGAUGUAUACGAAGAGAAACGUUGGACUGUGUGAUUCUUAAGCGCAGCGUCCCAGUGCGUGUGCAUUCAGGGACGGCGUGCACUGUGGGAAUAUCCCAACACGCUGCAGUCAGAAUGCAAUAUAGUCGUUUAACUCAGGCACUGUGAUGUCCUCCCUUACGUGGAGUCAUGAUCGCACACAGGCGGUUUGAGGAGAGAAGUGUAUUGUUUUGUAUCUUCAUGUUUACCUACACUUGGCUCCAGGCACGUGCACAGAUAGACCCCUAGUGGUGCUCAAGCUCCUCCCCUUUUGCCCUGGAUGAGAAAACCCUUUUUCUGGAGACAAAUGUUUUCUUCAUUCAUCAGUAUUUAAGAAUAAAAAUUACUUUCUCUGUCAUCAAUUCCCUCCAAAUGUGUGUUGAUAUCUGACAGGGCUAUUUUUUUAUUUAUUUUUACACGACUACCCAUUAGCCAAUCAGAACGCUUGUACUGUCGUUGCCAUGUAAUAAUUCAUAUUUAUUCAUAAGGAAAAUGUAAGAUAGCGGUCUAAAUCCUGCCCAGAGGAGACGCAGGUCGAGGACCGCAUACUUAGUGGAAUGCUGCUUAUGUUUCAACUUUGUCAGAAAACAUUUUUGGCGAUGGAUGCCCUUUUUUGGGGGGUUUGAGCACCUGCCCCCCAAAAUGUCUGUGCACGUGCCUGCAUGCUCGGCUCUGAAGCGGAGCGAGUGGGAACAUCCAGUGGAGGUGGGUUGUGCGGAGCUCUGUGGACCAACAGUUGUGUUUCCUGUCUGGCACAAGUAACAAAACAUAAAAACACGGCUGGCAAUCAUUUAGAGAAAAAAAAUGUAAUCUAAAUUGUAUGUGUUUUUUUAUUGAUGUUUUUUUACCGAUUUCAACACAAUUCUUUUCAUACCUCUCCUUCUAAACUCCCAAUUGUAUGACGAUACAAGUGAUGAAUGUUAUUUCUGAAUUGUCUCUGUGGAUGUCGUGUUAUGCAAUCCACCGUACGGCUUUAUGUUUCUAUAUUUAUGUUCACUUGAGUCCACGAGGAGAUUACAAACAAAAGUAAAGUAA
This is a messenger RNA of Pseudoliparis swirei, 2870 nucleotides long. RefSeq names its product consortin, connexin sorting protein b (gene cnstb). The transcript is spliced from 11 exons. Gene Ontology annotation, cellular component: transport vesicle; trans-Golgi network; plasma membrane. Gene Ontology annotation, biological process: positive regulation of Golgi to plasma membrane protein transport. Lineage: Eukaryota; Metazoa; Chordata; Actinopteri; Perciformes; Liparidae. Gene Ontology annotation, molecular function: connexin binding. Bases 446 to 1585 code for a protein of 379 amino acids. The record is from RefSeq and is a predicted model, not a curated record.